GUUUUCAGCGGGCCGCGCGUUCAGUCAGAUGUCAUCUCUUGCGGCGUCGGUUCGGUUUCGGUUCUCGCUUGUGUUUCGAUCGUUGAUGUGUUGAAGCUUCUGCCAACCAUAGUGAAGUGUGUGGGUUAAGCUGCGUUAUGUUGGGAAGUAGUAGCGAGCAAAGUGAUUAACAGUUUCAAGGCCUUCCCCGUGAUCAGAUUGUGAACGUUCGCGUAGGAAUAAGCAACGAAUAAGUGUAUCGACUAAAACGAGAAUAAAUUAAACAACAACAAGUGACGAAAGUGCACAGCAAAAUGAUCCUCCAUUCGCUGUUGGCCGUCUUUUGUGGUUUUGUGCUGGAGCACGCGUCUGCAGGAAGUGUCCCGCAAGGGUACGGAUCCAGCUCGGCAGAAAACCGUGGCACUGCUCCCUCGCAGCACUGUACGGAUUUCAAUCCCCAGCAUGGCCUCGACAUUGACCAGAUUAUGGGCAUCUGGUAUGGGAGCGAAGUGAUCACGCACGACAGUCGCGAGGAGGGCGAAUCGGUAUACAAAACCUGCGUUGUAAUCCACCUGGCAGACGUGACGAACGCGACAACCUCCGUAUACGAUCAAUCGACGGGAUACGGUGGCCGCACUAACCCGUCCGGUACGAACUAUGACCGUUUUGCGACGUCGUACGGCUACGGCGGUCGGAGCCCGAGCAGCUCGUACGAGCAGCAAAAUCAGCAGCGCCGUCAGCAGGGCAACCAUCAGUAUUUGCAGCAUGAACCGCGCACGAUGCGCAACCUACGCCUGAUUUGGGACGAGUCGGAGCACACGCUGGAGUACACGCUGCGUUACAACACAUCGAUGCCCGGGUUCUGGAUCUCGGCCUCUCCGCAGUCCGGCUCGAUGAUACAGCUGCAGUACGUUCAGUUUACCGGCACGGUGCAGGUGCUGAAGGCGGUCAACAAUCAGCUCGUGCUCAACUUCUGCCAGAGUCUGCCGGGGGGUCAGCUGUUUACGAUCGUGCUGUCGCGUGUGCCGAUGAGCUUGGGACCGGAGGAUAUUCAAAGCAUCCGCAAUCUGUUGCGGCGUCGCGGUCUGUCGACAACUUCGGUGCGCAAGGUCUGCCAGAGUGGUGCCUCACGCGGUGACUUUUCGAUGUUCGCCAUCGCGGCUCUGGCCGUCGUAACUGCCCUAGUCAAACGGUUGCACUGAAUGUUUUAAAUUGCCAUCUUAAUAGCAGCAGCAGUUUUUGUCAGUGCCAUCUUCCUUCAUCUACGAUCGAGAUGUUUGUGUUGUGCUCACGUGUCUUUAUUCCAUUCCAAAGUUCAUCUUUCAUUUAAGUCUCAUGUGUGUGGAAUUCAACGAUUGCCUUCGCAAGCCUUACAGAAAGAAAUAAAAUAUACCGUUUGCAUAACGAGUAACGAAAAG
Messenger RNA from Anopheles coluzzii, 1397 nucleotides. RefSeq lists its product as uncharacterized. Bases 294 to 1181 code for a protein of 295 amino acids. The record is from RefSeq and is a predicted model, not a curated record. Lineage: Eukaryota; Metazoa; Arthropoda; Insecta; Diptera; Culicidae. The transcript is spliced from 4 exons.